AUGACGGUCAUGAGAGUUAGCAAUGACGCCAAAUGUUUAUGCUUCCCGCUAACAUUGAGUGGGUCCGCGGAGGAAUGGUUCAAGAAGUUGGAACCAGGAUCAGUGGACUGCUGGAACAAGCUACAAGUUAGUUUCCGGAGACAGUUUGUCGCCGCGAGAAAGAUUAAUCUUGAGGUCAGUGCCCUGACUAACAUCCAGCAACUGCCCACGAAAACAUUGAAAAAUUUCAUAAAGAGGUUUAAGGAAGAAGCCUCGAAGACUAAGAAAGUUGACGACGGACAACAACUUGCACUUCUUCAAGCGGGGAUCCGUACAGGGACCCCAUUCUGGAACGAAUUACAGCAAGAAGGAGCCUCCAACCUUCAAGAUUUCCAGAAGAGAGUCCAAAGUUACAUCAACUUAGAAGAGGCCCAAAUAGUGGCUUAUGGGGAAUACUAUCCGACCAGAGUAGCAGGGUAUGUGCCCGGAGUCCAGCUCCCGGGAACCCUACCAUCGGCUACUCCACCAAUGAGCGACAUACAAUUCUCCACUACCCCAGGAUAUAAUCAGAGCCAGGCAUUGGCUCCCGCAUCUUCUCAUUAUGGGAAUCCUUCUGGGAUGAGUGGACAAGUCCCGUCUCACUCUGCUCCUGUUGCAAGCCUAGCUGGACCUUCUCAAGGCUCUCGGAGCAAGAGGUCCUCGAAAGGUAGCAACCGGACGGAGGACAAACGACAGAAAAGGGGGCAAAAUACGCAUUACCAGAGACCGCCUCCUCUGUACAGAGAUAGCUCCCGGAGGGAUCCCAACAAAAGAUGCGAAUACCAUAACGACAUUGGACACAUCACCAAUGAAUGCAAAAACCUUAAAGAUGAGAUCGAAAACUUGAUUCGAUUGGGUCAUCUCUACGAGUGGAUUAAGAACCGGCUGCCUCAUCUCAACCCGGUUCCAGCAGCGGGACCUUCGCCCCAGGGAACGCCAGGGGGUGCGCCCGCAGCGUUGGCACCAAUCGCUCCCCCGAGAGAACCUCAGCAGACUCCUGGCCUGCCACCGAGACCCAAUGGAAGAGUAGCUAUGAUCUCUAGAGGACCCCAUAUCAGAGGGACUACUCGAAAGGAAUUGAAGCGCUACGCCGAGGCUGUCAAACACAGCGAGGUUUGGGAAGUUACUCGGCUCCCAGCUCAGAGGCCCCAACUCAUGGAUCAACCGAUUACGUUCACAGAAGAAGACGCAAAGACGGUGCGUUUUCCUCACCAUGACCCUCUGGUCAUAGAGACUCCCAUCGCCAACAAGAUUGUGGCUAGAAUCCUAAUCGACAAUGGGAGUUCUGUGAAUUUGUUAUUUAAAGAAGCCUUCACAGCGAUAGGCCUCACAGACCGGGAUCUUUCGCCAAACUGCCCGACUGCUUACAACGCAAUCCUCGGCCGACCGGCCCUGGUGGACUUCGACGCAGUUACGUCGAUCAAGCACUUGUGUCUAAAGUUCCCUAAUAAGGAAGCUGGGGUAGGGAUCGUGAGGGGUAACCAGGGAGAGGUCAGGCAGUGUUAUAAUGUUGCCGCCGACCUACCAAUAUUGAUGGUCCGUGAAGUUAUUGAGCCGGGAACGGCAGAAGAGGAUGAGUUGGAUCCCCAUGUGGGAUCCAAAAAGUUGUAG
Messenger RNA from Cannabis sativa, 1629 nucleotides. RefSeq lists its product as uncharacterized. The record is from RefSeq and is a predicted model, not a curated record. The coding region runs from base 1 to 1629 and encodes 542 amino acids. NCBI's taxonomy places the organism in Eukaryota, Viridiplantae, Streptophyta, Magnoliopsida, Rosales, Cannabaceae. The transcript has 3 exons.